Messenger RNA from Pangasianodon hypophthalmus (striped catfish), 2398 nucleotides. RefSeq names its product adenosine deaminase tRNA specific 2 (gene adat2). Gene Ontology annotation, biological process: tRNA wobble adenosine to inosine editing. The transcript has 7 exons. Gene Ontology annotation, molecular function: zinc ion binding; tRNA-specific adenosine-34 deaminase activity. NCBI's taxonomy places the organism in Eukaryota, Metazoa, Chordata, Actinopteri, Siluriformes, Pangasiidae. Bases 497 to 1144 code for a protein of 215 amino acids. The record is from RefSeq and is a predicted model, not a curated record. Gene Ontology annotation, cellular component: nucleus; cytoplasm.
GGCUCCUUGCUGUGUGUUUAACACUAUAACUAGAAGUGUGUGCUAAGCUGCAUUACAUAUUACAUUGAAAUAUUAGUGUAAUAUGUAACGUGGGGUGUAAUCUAUUAAAUAUUUAAAAAUGACUUAGUUCUUUUCAACUUGCAGUGUUUUUACUGCGCAGCUACUACAAACACUACAGCUUUUGCUUCAUAAACCCGAGACAUGCAGCAUGCGCUUUCAUUUCACGACAGGCUAGAAGGACAUACCACUGACUUUCUGUAAACUCUUAUUUAUUUAAUAAUUCUUCAGAAUAUUUAUACACUGUUUCGCGGUGAAUGCUCAACUGUGCUGCAGUGAUUAGCUUCCCCUGACUGGUCCGUCUUCUAUUAUGGUCCCCCAGUGGGAAAGCAUCACAUGCUUCUCGUUCCUCUUUCCUCUGUUCGCUCGCUCUGUAUGAGCUCGAAUUUAGUACUAGAAAGUCUUCUGUAAUAUAUAUUAACAACAGUAAUUCUUCAGGAUGCGAACAGACCAUGCAGAAAACGCUGUGAUGAGCAGGAGUUUCCUCCAGCCCUCAGACAGUGAGCUUCACAGCUGGAUGGCCAGCGCCUUUAACAUGGCGAAAGAGGCUCUUGAAAGCGGCGAGGUGCCUGUUGGAUGUCUUCUGGUGUACAACAAUAUGGUUUUAGGCAAAGGAAGGAAUGAGGUGAAUGAAACAAAAAAUGCCACGCGUCAUGCGGAAAUGGUGGCACUGGACCAGGUGUUAGAAUGGUGUUCUCACCGAGAGCUGGACCCAAAGGAGGUGUGCAAGCACACUGUCCUGUACGUGACCGUCGAACCGUGCAUCUUGUGUGCAGCUGCACUGCGUCUGCUGAAUGUCCCACUGGUUGUGUACGGGUGUAAGAAUGAAAGAUUUGGGGGCUGCGGUUCAGUGCUGGACAUCUCAUCAGGUGAUCUUCCCCACACUGGAACAUCCUUCAAGUGUAUACCCGGUCACAGAGCGGAGGAGGCUGUCGAGAUGCUGAAGACAUUUUACAAGCAGGAGAAUCCUAAUGUGGUGAAGCCUAAAGUAAGGAAAGAAGGCGUCAGUCCAGCAGGGGGCACUAUCACCACGCACACAGAAACAGCACCACACGAGGAUGACGGAAAAAUGGCUGCUUCAGACUGAAAUGGAAAAAUAAAACCCACAUUUCCUUCCCUCCAACUGAAGUCAGGACAAUUCCACUUCCUCCUCCUUUCCUGUCUGUCCUUAUAGAAGCCAGAGCCAUAUCCUAUAAGGGGGAAACAUGCCUGAGCUUCCUCAUCAGCUGUUAUGCAAAUCUGAAAACAGCACCUCAAUAUCAUCAAAAGGUUUUUAUGCCUGCUGAGGUGGAAGUCAACAUGUCAGUAAGGAGCAGAUGAUGCACAAUCCCGUCUCUCCACAAUCCCGUCUCUCCACGGCUGUGUCUCAAACCACACAGUAAUGUCGAUCUGUUGAAGCUCCAGAAUAUUCAAACAUGAAGCAAUGUAAACACACAGAUCCCAGUUUUCUUUUGAAACGAUGCAGAGAUCCACUUAAAAUUGGUGUUCAGUCAGUUCAGUUUUACACACACAUUGGUUUUUGUUGACGUAUUUUUGUGAUUUACGUUGUGUACUUCAGCACUCAGGAUUUGAUGUCAUUAAUGUACUACAAAGACACUUGGUUUAAAAAGCUUCAUCAUUAGCAGAGAUGAAGGUGUUAAGUUAAAUGUUAAUGUUACUGGUAACAUGUCUGUCUGCCAUAUCAUGGGUUAUUCAAAGAUCUUUCAGGCAGAAAGUGAAUGUGAUAUUUAUAUGAUAAAUGACAAAGAUGUGAUCACUCACAGUGGUUUUUUUUUUUUUUAUUUUAUUUUUUAUUCAGAGACAUCUUGUUAACAAGAAAAAUGACAAUCUUAGGGCUCAAAGAACAGUAGAAGAGCGUGAACUUUGUUGAAACUACUGCAGACUUUGUUUGCACCAAUCGCAGUUUCAUGACCAGAAGUGAGAAAGAACAUGGCAUGAUAAACCAAACCUAAAGCUGCCUACGCGUCUCCAGCAAGACAGCCGCUCUGUUUUAUUCAUAAAUAAUGAGCUUGCACGAAACGGAAAUAUUUUUUAAAAUACCACUUGCGGGUGGUUGUGCAGUUGUCAUUGUGCACUUUACAAAUUUGUCCGUUUAGUACAUUUCCAAAAAUGGAAGAAAUUGUUUUAAGCAGAAUCUUGCUUUGUUAAUGAUAAUGAUUAAAUCGGUGCUUUUUUCGUGGCGCUGUGUUUUUAUGUCUACUCUGUCCACCGUUGAUGACUCAAACAUUCACAGUACUCUUGGUCACUAACAAAUUUCUGCCUCUGUUUUAACAGCUUUUGGUAAUUUCCUCAGAUCUGAUCACAUGCUGCAUUCUAUCUAUGGAAAUAAAGCAUGAAGUUA